Molecule: messenger RNA, 214 nt
Organism: Funneliformis caledonium
Lineage: Eukaryota; Fungi; Glomeromycota; Glomeromycetes; Glomerales; Glomeraceae
Source: the annotation of a GenBank genome assembly
AUGCUUAUUCCAAAGAAAAACCGCAAAAGUAUCUAUGAAAGUCUUUUCAAAGAGGGUGUUUUAGUUGCAAAGAAAGAUUUCAACGCUCCAAAGCAUACGGAUAUCGACGUACCUAAUUUACACGUGAUCAAAGCUUGCCAAAGUCUCAACUCCAAAGGAUAUGUUAAGACACAGUUCUCAUGGCAGUAUUAUUAUUAUUCCUUAACAGAUAAAG